CGUGAUGGGAUGCAAAAACGCAAAAUAAAACUUUCAACACAUUAUCAGUUGUUUACACUCGUUGGUGCGAUCACUACAGAGACUACGAUCGCGGUUGAGUGGAUGCUGCGGCUCGCUUCCAUCGCCCAGCAUCGGGAGAGGGUAUCGCACCUCAUAUCGCUAGCGCGGGAAUAGAUCGAAAUUCAUAAUUCAAAGUGUAGUAGUAUAAGUGUUAUCGUACCCUCGUAACUUCGAAAAAUCCUAAGUCAACAUCAUAAGGAGAGGAGCAUCUAUGUACAUAUGUCUAUCGGCAUAAUUACAUAAAUUAGCGGAGCUGUGCACUUGGCUUCAUCUUGUCUCCGUGUCUUGCCGCUUUUCCCCAGAUAUUAGAGUUCCGAACACAAGCCUUUGAUUAGUUUUUAUGUAUUUGUUGCAAGUUUUAGGCCCAAAAACAGCCAUUUUCAUGUUUUAAAAGUUAAGGUAAGAAGGUGCAGGCUACAACAAAUGUCCGAUUCCCUCACAUCUAGGCUCGGAGGAGCUCCUGUCAGUUGACUCUUUGUGGAGGAUCUCGUUAGAUCUCAUCUCUUUGGCGUUUGAGAUUUCGUAUUCUGAAGGCGUAUAGGGGCACGGUGAGCCGUGGCGACCCGGCAAGCGAUACCUUUCUCCGCUACGCUGCUCCGUUUCCUACAAAACGUCUUGAGCAAGAGUGCAAGACGUUCGCUGUCUGCCAUUUUGCCGUGCGCUCGGAGACGAGGCUUUGUGAAGAAACACCUUGUUUUUGAUGUUUCUGUAUUGUUUCCGGUGCCACCAUGAAACCUGGUCAGCUGAGAGAGCGGCCUAAAUCCGUUACGGUCCCGCUAUCCGCCGCCCCCUUACUUACUUAGCGUCAUGCAGCCCCAUUUACCCUGCUGAGUGUCCUGGUAACUUCCCAGAAGCCCCUCCCCCCCCAUGCAAGGGAGGCGCAGGCCGCAUUCCUGCUGUCCGAACUGAGGACGUGUGGCUCCAGCCCGGGUGCCUGUCGGGGAGGAACAUGGAGCACUGAAUGGAGACAACGAGAGGCACGGGUGUCGGGCCCAGCAGCUUUUACAUGUCGACCCCCCCCCGCCCUCGCUUUCCCCUGUUGUUAGAUUGCCCUGUUCUCUCUCCGGCUUCCCUCUGUAUCUCCUUUAACUGCUGUUUCUUUGUCUGCUGCGUUUCUGUCAUUCACACCAUGGUAAGCGGCCGCAUUGUUUCGUGACGCCGGUCAUUCAUAUUUCAUGGAGUCAUGUGGCCGUGUGUGGGCGGCCUCCGCGCGCCGCUGUUGUGAGCCUCUCACAUUUUCCAUAAGCGGAGCGGGGAGCAGCCGCAGAGCAUCUGCGCAGGCGCAGCUCCUUUGUUCCCAUAGCCAGCUGCUGGCUGCGAGCCGGAGGAAGACUGAACGCACGCGCAAGAAAAUAAACCUCGGUUUACAUGCUAAUGCCUCAAAGCAAGAGUGGAAAGGCAUCCCCACACUGCAAGUUCAGAGACUGCUUUGUUCCUCUACUGCAGCGCCUCCUGAAGAGGUGACGGUGGUGUACCAGAGCGGGCUGCCGGUGAUAUCCGUCAGCUUGCCGUCACGACGGGAGCGCUGCCAGUUCGUCCUGAAGCCGCUGAGCGACUGCGUGGGUGUCUUCUUGCAGCAGCUGCAGGCUGAGGACCGGGGCAUCGACCGCGUCGCAGUCUACUCCAUGGAUGGCACAAGGGUGGCCUCCUCCACGGGAAUCGACAUCUUGCUGCUGGAUGACUUCAAACUGGUCAUCAAUGACACCACGCACGUUGUGCGGCCGCCUAGGAGAGAACUAAUUCCACAAGAGGAUGCAGAAAGGCUGAAUGACGUGAAGUUCCUAAUCCAGCAGCUCUACACUACUCUACACAUUGAGGAGCACCAGCUGAGCAGAGAGAGAGAGCUGAUUGGACGGCUGGAGGACUUGAAUUCGCAGCUUCGCCCACUAGAGAAGAUGAAGGAGGAGCUGAGCAGGAAGGCGGAGCGCCGGACCACGUGGGUGUUGUGGGGGGGCAUGGCGUACAUGGCCACGCAGUUUGGCAUCCUGGCUCGCCUCACCUGGUGGGAGUACUCCUGGGACAUCAUGGAGCCUGUCACAUACUUCAUCACCUACGGCACGGCCAUGGCCAUGUACGCCUACUUUGUGCUCACGCGCCAGGAGUACAUAUACCCGGAUGCCAGGGACCGACAGUACCUGUUGUUCUUCCACAAGGGCGUGAAGAGGACUCGCUUUGAUGUCGAAAAGUAUAACAAACUAAAGGACGCCAUUGCUGAGGCGGAGCUGGACCUGAAACGCCUGCGAGACCCUCUUCAGCUGCAGCUUCCCAUCCAGCAGAUCACAGGCGGCAAAGAUUGAUGAGAAGCGAAAACGCUUCCUCCUUCCCCCUCUUUUCUUCCUUUUUUUUUUUUUUUUCCCUGCCACACACAGUCUCUCUCUAUCCGCCCCCCACCCGUCAUUCUUUUUCACUCCCCAAAAACCCAUCAAUUCCGCAACUAAAGGCGAAAGAUUUUAUUUUUUAUCCUUUUCCUUCUUAUCCAAAUUCUUUUUUUACUC
Scleropages formosus (Asian bonytongue) is the source of this 2555-nucleotide messenger RNA. RefSeq names its product mitochondrial calcium uniporter (gene mcu). Gene Ontology annotation, biological process: calcium import into the mitochondrion; mitochondrial calcium ion homeostasis. Lineage: Eukaryota; Metazoa; Chordata; Actinopteri; Osteoglossiformes; Osteoglossidae. The coding region runs from base 1236 to 2357 and encodes 373 amino acids. The transcript is spliced from 8 exons. The record is from RefSeq and is a predicted model, not a curated record. Gene Ontology annotation, cellular component: uniplex complex. Gene Ontology annotation, molecular function: uniporter activity; calcium channel activity.